AUGGCCAAUAUGGACCCGCCGGAAUCCCAGUCCUCUCAGUUGAGAGAGGCAGGGUCGCUGCGCGUCCCGGUCGUUCUUAAUGGCAGUGUCGUUCCACACGACAAUGUUGUGGGUCUUAAAUAUGAAAAUUCGCUAAAUGGAGACUUCCCUGAGUACGCCGAGCGUGAAGGGGACGUAGUCGACCAACAGCCAUCGUUAGACAAGCUGGGUGAGCUGAAGCGCAGGUGCCGCUUCGUGGACGGCCCAACAUUGGCCGACGGCAGUCUCAGUCCGACCACAGAGUGCGGUGUUGAACUCCGUGGUGCCGAUGAAAACGACUUGAAGCGGGUAUUCGAGACACACCUCGCUUUAUCCCACCCUCCUCAAUUUCGUCAAGAGAAUGACAAGGUGGUUAGCAAUUGUACCUGGCUGUAUCAAGACGGCACAAUAUGCUCCGAGUUGAUCAAACAACAUUCGGAGAGGCGCCCAUGUUAUGCCCUUGCGGAGCAUGUCGGCAAAAAGAUCGACCAUUUCGCCUUCCGGCAAUGA
Molecule: messenger RNA, 528 nt
Organism: Fomitopsis serialis
Lineage: Eukaryota; Fungi; Basidiomycota; Agaricomycetes; Polyporales; Fomitopsidaceae
Exons: 4
Coding region: 1-528 (175 amino acids)
Source: RefSeq, a predicted model, not a curated record